Molecule: messenger RNA, 1178 nt
Organism: Durio zibethinus
Lineage: Eukaryota; Viridiplantae; Streptophyta; Magnoliopsida; Malvales; Malvaceae
Source: RefSeq, a predicted model, not a curated record
UCUGUUUUAAUGGCAUUAUUACCCUAAACCCUAAAGAGACAGCAGUCUCAAAAGUCCCCGAAUCGAAAAACAGGACACUGCAAAACGACAUGUCGGGAAGAGAAGAAGAUUACGACUCUGAUGCACCCGAAGAAUUUACAAACGAACAGGGAAAAAAGCAAGAUGAAGAGAUAAGAAAAAUCCAGAAAGAAAACAAGGCCAGGGUUGUUCGUGAGGGAAAGGAACGUCGCAGACUUUGGGCUCAGAGGAAAACACCACGUCAAUCUGUGACAGUUCAAAAUGGCAUAGAAGACGUAGAAACUGAAACUGAUGAAGAGUCUCGGGCCAAGAAGGGGAUGCUUCCUGCUAACAUUGUUGAAAUGCUUGCAUUUCGUGAAAAACAAGUUUUCGUAUCCGACUCUGAGGAUGAGAAGGUUGAGGUAAAGCCCAUUUCAAGAAAGAAGAAGAAGAAAAGCUCAGGGUUAGAACCUGUUAUUUUGAAGGACAUACCACCUGCUCCAUGCUUACAGAAUUCCUUGGAGUUCUUGAAGAAAAGGAAAAUGCAAGUUCCAAGGUCAUUGUCGGUUUUAAAGAACUCUAACCAAGCACUUCGCCUUAAUUGUGUCCUUUCUACUUCUGGGUUACGUGAAAGCUGUAAAAGAUUGUAAUAAAACUCUCUGGGGUCCUUCCAAUCUUGAGAUCAUUCCCAAUCCUUCUAAGGAGGUGGGAAUUUGAAAAGAUCUUUGAGCAUUAGAAGUAGUCUAUGCCUACUGCGGUGACUAAGGAAAUGAAGACAAUAAUGAGUUGCCUCCUAUAAUACAGCUUCCUCUUGAUGAAUUGCAUGAAGUUUUUCCAGAAGAAAUGAUCUUCCACUUGAACUUCUAGGUUGUUAAUUUGGCCAUGGCAUGACCAACUUUUGGAAGGCCCUCAUUGUUGAAUUUAUUAGCAAAUGUUUUUUUCUAUCACAAGAGAAAGGCUCUCCAUUUCAUUGGUAACAGCCACCAGGUCCACUCACAACUCCCACCAAAUCUAAAUCCUGAGUUAAAAGUAAUCUACAAUUAUUUUUACCUAUUCUCAUAUUGCCAUUUUUUUUACUAAAAAACAUCUUGGCUAUGGCACUUCUAGAGGUGUAAACGAGUUUGAGUCGAAUAGUGAGAAGUUCGAGUUCAAGUUCGACUCACAACUUAGGGCUCGAUACU